AGGUUAUCCCAGACAUCAUUAUGUCUAGUCGACUUGGUGACGGGCUCGACCACAGACAAAAGCAUUCCAUGCCGGCAAUUGCCAUUACUAUUCAGGUUGUGACGACUGCCUUGCUAUGGACUCGUGUCGCAAGCCGCUUUGCUACACGUAGUCAACUUGGGAUCGACGAUGCAUUCAUCGUCAUCGCCUGGGUGCUUGGGAUUGGUCUCACCAUAGUUGUUCUUCUUGGCACCGAGAAAUACGGUCUGAAUCGCCACAUCUGGGACCUUUCGCCCACUCUUUACGUAAGUGGAGGACGGGUCGGACUCGCCGUCGAAGUCCUUGUACUCCUGAGUCUAUGCUUUACAAAAGUAUCGGUACUCAUGUUCUACAGACGGUUGGUGGAAGGCACCGUCAGCCGAAAAUUCAAGUUUGCGGUCUGGGCGGCCAUAGCGUUCGUAGUCGCCUACACCAUCGCGUUUGUAGCGAUCACAUUCUCCGGCUGUAAGCCCGUCAAGGCUUUGUGGCUACGAUAUGAUAUCCUGGGAUGGGCAGCAACUCAUGAAUUCGAAUGCUGGCCAGCAGCUCGUGCAGUCGUCGCAGCAAAGCUUGCUGGCGCUUUGAGCGUGGUCACCGACUUUUACUCGGUCUUUCUUCCCGUGGCAUUGGUACUCCAAAUUCGUAUCAGCCGCAGGCAAACGAUCGGACUUCUCAUCAUCUUUGGAAUCGGGCUACUGGUCGUUGGAGCCGGCAUUGCACGCACGUACUACCUUGGACGAGUCUUUGGCGAAACUAUUGACAGGCCAUGGUGGACGUGGGACGUUUUCCUUGCAAGCGUGAUCGAAUGCAAUGUUGCAAUUAUCUGCGCAUCUGCACCCAGUUUAAAGGCGCUGUUCGGCAGAUACUUCAAGAGCGUCUCGUCCUAUCAUCCAAGUGCAUCGGAUGCGAGCAAGACAAAAAGCAGCACAAACAGCAACUACAACUUGUCUAAAACGAACGCCGGUAGGACCAAGCUUGUCGAACAGCCUACAGAGCUUAUGAAGCCAAGAGCACGAACAGGCACCGCAGAUUACUCGACCUUUAACGGCGAACAUAGCACGGGCGACCUUGAUCGCGGUAUUUCCACAGAAACGUCUGUAAACUUUGCGACUGCUCAGGUGGUGCCUCAUCACAACGGGAAAGACGGCCGUUUUCGAGAGUCUUUUUUUGCUUCGACAAGCUCGGCAGGUGUGUCUGACGACGAGAUCGUGCUUGUGCCGAAAUCAGACCCUGAGCGUCAGGAUGUCAUUCCAGGUUGACAUACGUCCUGACCAAGAAAUUGCAGCGUCGCUUUUUAAGAGUUACAGCGUCGUCAAUCAUUAUAGGAUGUCUACCGCGGAACGAGAAAGAUUUGAUUGAUCCAAACCUGCCGCUGUUGUAAAUGUGCCGUACACUGUACGGCAUGAUCUCGUCUGACCACGUGGUGAGAGGAUAGAACUAUGAUCUCAAGUGCUCGGAUCUUCGCUGCGGUAAAUUCGUCACCGGCUGAUUUGAAUGAGGAAAAGAAAAGUAUCUUGGCUAUCGUCAUGCAUUCUUGGGAAUGGUACGGAGCACACUGAGUUGGCGACAAGGUUAGAAGCUUGAAAUUUCAUGAUAUCAAAAACCGUGCGGAAGAAUCCCUGAUUAUCCAACGCGAAUCGCGCGUAACGUGUG
Molecule: messenger RNA, 1671 nt
Organism: Verruconis gallopava
Lineage: Eukaryota; Fungi; Ascomycota; Dothideomycetes; Venturiales; Sympoventuriaceae
Exons: 4
Coding region: 21-1277 (418 amino acids)
Source: RefSeq, a predicted model, not a curated record